CAUGUGGCCACGCCCUAUGACGUAGACAGACCGCGCCCCCAAACGAAAACAAAAAAUUUAAGGUCCAGACAAUAUAACAAACUUAUUGAUUUAUUGAUUAAUCUACUGUUACUAUUAACUAAUUUAUUUAUCUAGUGUUCAUUAAUUUAUCAACAAACUUAUUUAUUACUUAAUUUAUUAAGCCACUGUUAUUAACUAAUUUUUCAAAAGCUUUUAUUAAUUAAUUUAUAAACAAAGUUAUUUAUUAACAGGCUUGUUUAUAAAUUAAUUUAUUAAUACACUGUUAUUAAUUAUUUAGUUAAGACUAAUUAAUAGAUUUAUUAACAGACUUUCAAGGGUAUGUAUUAAGUAAUUUAUUAAUCCACUAUUAUUAUUAACUAAUUUACAUUAUCAGUAUUCAGUUUACAUUAUCAGACUAAACGAUUCAUUAAGUUGACUGUUAUCAUUAACUGAACUAUUAAGAGUAUCACUUAUUAGUUAACGUAGUAAUUAACUUAUUAUCGACUUUCUUAACAGACAUUUAAUCCAGUGUUAUUUAUGUAUUGAUUAACCCCGGUUAUUAUUUACUUAUUAAUCUAUUGGUUCACUCCCUUUUUCUUGACAAUUUCCGGCACGGUCGGGCGGAAAUACAAUCUGGGAGAAUUCCUGGCGGAUUGUGAUCUUCGCACCGGAAGCGGAAACAGGCGGCUCCAGGAGUCAGUGGAACUUUCAGCCGAGAGCGAUGGGUGCCCGGGACGACGAGUAUGAUUAUCUGUUCAAGGUUGUGCUGAUUGGCGAUUCAGGUGUUGGAAAAAGUAACCUCCUAUCACGCUUCACACGCAAUGAGUUCAACCUGGAAAGUAAGAGCACAAUUGGAGUGGAAUUUGCAACAAGAAGUAUCCAGGUAGAUGGGAAAACAAUUAAGGCCCAAAUCUGGGAUACAGCUGGGCAGGAGCGAUACAGAGCCAUCACCUCUGCAUAUUAUCGAGGAGCAGUUGGCGCUCUGUUGGUAUAUGAUAUUGCCAAACACCUUACCUAUGAGAACGUGGAAAGGUGGUUAAAGGAGUUGAGAGAUCACGCCGACAAUAAUAUCGUCAUCAUGCUUGUAGGGAACAAGAGUGAUCUCCGUCACCUCCGAGCUGUGCCGACAGAUGAGGCAAAAGCUUUUGCAGAAAAAAAUGGCUUGUCCUUUAUUGAAACUUCAGCUUUAGACUCUACAAAUGUAGAAACUGCAUUCCAGACUAUCCUCACAGAAAUUUACCGUAUUGUGUCUCAGAAGCAAAUGUCAGACAGACGUGAAAAUGACAUGUCACCGAGUAACAAUGUGGUCCCCAUUCACAUGCCUCCAACUACUGAGAAUAAACCAAAGAUGCAGUGCUGUCAAAACAUCUGAGAUGCAAGUUGCUGUCCAUUCCAAGCCUUUAUCUACAUUGUACCUGUGUAGUGCUUAUGGUUUUUCAUUUUGCGACUCAAUUUGAUUAAAUGUGGCAAUUAUAUUAAACAUGUAACUGUCUUUACUAACAUGUUGGAAUUUGUUUAUAUCAGCUAUGUGCAUUUUUAUAUAAUAUAUACUUGCAGGUAGUGUAAAAUGGUUUAAAAGCCAUUUUACAAAUGUUAUCAUGUAAUAAGACGAGGGAUACAACACCCACAUGCCUUUUUAUGGUAGGUGCUUUUGAGAUGGAAAUGCUUGUUUUCGAAUAAGGGAUGCUCAUGAAGUGUGAACAACACAGAUGGCAUUUCUUGAGUCAACUCAUCACUAAUUUGCCUCUUUCUUUAUUUUCCUAGUAACUUUUGUAAAUUGUAUUUUAUGCAUGUAGUAUGAUCUCUCCAAUUUUUAGGUUAUGGUUUAAAAUGUUGUGUACUUGAAUCUCUAUUAAAAUGAAAUGGAAGAGAA
Rhincodon typus (whale shark) is the source of this 1873-nucleotide messenger RNA. RefSeq names its product RAB11a, member RAS oncogene family (gene rab11a). Gene Ontology annotation, biological process: exocytosis. The transcript has 5 exons. Gene Ontology annotation, molecular function: GTP binding; GTPase activity. NCBI's taxonomy places the organism in Eukaryota, Metazoa, Chordata, Chondrichthyes, Orectolobiformes, Rhincodontidae. The record is from RefSeq and is a predicted model, not a curated record. The coding region runs from base 722 to 1372 and encodes 216 amino acids. Gene Ontology annotation, cellular component: recycling endosome.